Molecule: messenger RNA, 4609 nt
Organism: Podarcis muralis (Common wall lizard)
Lineage: Eukaryota; Metazoa; Chordata; Lepidosauria; Squamata; Lacertidae
Gene: TMEM132E
Product: transmembrane protein 132E
Source: RefSeq, a predicted model, not a curated record
CAGAUCGGCGCAGCCUCGCCGCGGAGGAGGACCCGGGAGGCGAGGCAGGAGCCAGCCGGAGCGGCGCUUCUCCCCGGGCUCGGCUCGGCGCUCGCCCGGGCCGGCUCCUGCCUCGGACGCCCCUUCGCAGGCCGGGCCUUCGGAUCGCCUCCUCGGACGCCCCGGCGGAGAAGCAGGAGCGCUUUGGAUUAUAGCAGCGCCACCCCCCAAAUCGCCCCCAACACUUUUUGGUGUGGCGGGGCUCUCUUGUUUUCUAUCCUCUCUACUUUUUUCUCUGCCCCCCCAUUUUUAAUUGGGGGGGAUUUGAUUUUUUCCUAUUGGGGCUUUGCCAUUUUUAUUGGGGGGGGGCUCUAAGAUUUUUUUUAAAAGGGGCUUUGCAUCAAGACUUCGCCGGCUGCCCUGUUCUCUCCCCACAUCCAUCCGUUUGUAUUCCCCCCCCCGCCCAGAUUCCCCUCCUGCCAUUAUUACUGCCUAACACCCCCCAAUCGCCUCCCCCCCGAUUCUUUCGAACCAAUUUCGCCAGGGUUUGCACGUGGGAUUCGCUCCCCCUCCCUCUCGCCCCAAGCUUCUUGAUAUAUAUUUUUUUUGGUGGGGGUAGACAAAAAGGGGGGACCCUCCCCCCCUUGGGUGGAAAUCUGGGGUGGCUCGAGGAAGGAGCAGGUGGGACCCCCUCCUUGGCCCAUCUCCCUCUGGACCCCCCACCUUUGUCUCCGGGGUGGCCCCGCCCCUUACCUCGCCCCCCCUUCCCCACGUCUCGGCUUGGGCUCGUCUUUCCGUUCGCACGUGCUUGGAUUUCGCUUCUGCCCGCUCCACGCCUCGACCCGGAUUCCGCCAUGGCCGCCUCGGCGGGGAGGGCUCGCUCCGGACCCGCCGCCCUUUUCUGCUGCAUCGGGGCUCUGAUCAGCCAUGCUCACGCCAAGGUCCUCCCCACCAGCUCGGAGCCCCCAGAGACCUCCCAGCCUCCCUCGGCUCCUGCCACUCUCCCAGUGAGCUACCGCCUGUCCAACACCCGACUGGCCUUCUUCCUGCGGGAGACACGGCCUCCAGGUUGGAACGCCAGCCUGACGCGCUCGGAGCCCUUUGUCGUCUUCCAGACCAAGGAGUUGCCCGUCCUGAACGUCUCCCUGGGGCCUUUUGGCGCCAGCCUAGCUUUGCCCAAAGAACUCCUCCAGCCUUCCAGCACCCUGGAGAUCCCCGAGCGGCUGACGGUCAACUGGAAGGUGCGCGCCUUCAUCGUCCGAACGCGGGUGCCGGCCACCCAGCCCACGGCGCAGGUUCUUUUCUACGUCGCCGGCAGGGACUGGGACGACUUCGGCGCCACCGAGCGGCUACCCUGCGUGAGGCUGCACGCUUUUCGUGAGGCCCGCGAGCUGCGCACCUCCUGCCGCCUGCGGGGGGUCCUGGCCUCCUGCCUGGCCCAGGCUGAGCUGCCUCAGGCCUGGUUCGGACCCUCGGCCGUGCCCCUGGGGCGGAGGAAAGCGCCAGAGGGGAUGGACCUUUCCGGGGACACCCAGCAGGUGGAGCUGUACUACACCCUCCACGCGCCCGACGGGGCAGGAGACUGCGGAGGAGAGGGGGCUGGGCGAAGGGGGGGCGGAGGGGCGCGGGCAGAGGGUCCCACGCAGCACCCACUGCUCCGCAUUGGCAGCCUGAGGCUGGUGCAGCCGCCCCCCGCCCCAGUCUUCCAGGAGCAGCGGCUAGACGACAACGUCUUCAUUCAGCUGCCAGAGAAACCUCUCAAGCCUGGGGAGGUGCUGAGCAUCGUACUUUACCUGAUGAACAACUCAACGGUCGAGCACUUCACCCUCAGAGUGAAGGCCAAGAAAGGGGUGAAUCUCCUCACGACCAGAUCCAGGCACCCCAAGUGGCUUGUGAAUUCGGAGUUCCAGACUGGCAGCAAACACUCCACCUCAACCGUCGACGUGGCCUGGAUCGGCGGUGCUCAACCCAGGGCUGAGGAUUCCCCUUAUGAGGUCAUGCAGCUGGACUUCGAAAUGGAGAACUUCACCAGCCAAUCGGUGACCCGCCGCAUCAUGUGGCAUAUAGACUACCGAGGCCGAAACCCUCCGCCCGACUUAGAGAAGGCUGUGACGGAGCUGGCGGUCAUCCAGAGGGACAUUCGUGCCAUCCUGCCACUGGCCAUGGACACGGAGAUCAUCAAUACGGCCAUCCUAACAGGUCGGACGGUGGCCAUCCCAGUCAAGGUCAUUGCCAUUGAGAUGACGGGCGUCAUUGUGGACAUCUCGACAGACGCAGAAUGCAAGUCCACCAAUGAGGACAUCAUCAAGGUUUCCAGCAGCUGUGACUAUGUCUUUGUGAGUGGCAAAGAAUCAAGGGGCUCCAUGAAUGCUGGGGUGUCCUUCAGCUACGAGCAUCUCACCGCCCUCCUGGAGAUGACCGUCUGGGUCCCCAAACUCCCGCUGCACAUCGAGCUCUCUGACUCCCGGCUCAGCCAGGUGAAAGGGUGGCGAGUUCCAAUCUUACCCGAUAGGAGGUCUGUCCGGGAGAGCGAGGAUGAUGAAGAAGAGGAAGAGCGGCGGCAGAGCCGGGGCUGCACCCUCCAGUACCAGCAUGCCACCCUGCAGGUCUUCACCCAGUUCCACACCACCUCCUCGGAGGGCACGGACCAGGUGGUCACCAUGCUGGGCCCGGAGUGGAUGGUUGAGGUCACAGACCUGGUCAGCGACUUUAUGAAGGUCGACGACCCUCGGGUUGCUCACAUGGUGGACACCAACACCCUCGCCGGCCGGGAGCCUGGCACCACCCUCUUCAAGGUGGUCUCUCCGCUCAUGGAGGCGGUCCUUGGGGAGACCUUGGUGACGGUGGCGGACGAGAAGGUCAGCAUCACCGAACUGAAGGCCCAGGUCAUCUCAAACCUCUCCCUCUCCCUCCACCCCAGCCCUGGGAACAGCCACACCAUCGUGGCCAAGACGACAGCCCAGCAGACUCUGAACUUCUCCAAGCAGGAGGCCUUGCUGAGCCUCUGGGUGUCGUACAGCGAUGGCACGACCGCCCCACUCUCCUUGUACGACCCCAAGGACUACACGCUGGUGGUGACCAGCCAGGACCGGGCGGUGGUGUCGGUGAUGCCUGAGAGAGCCUUUCCGCUGGUGAUGGCCGAAGGCGAGGGGGCCGGCGAACUGGUCAGGGCCGAGCUCAUGAUCUGCGAGAGCUGUCAGAAGACCAAGAGGAAGAGCGUGCUGGCCACCGCCCUGGCUAGCGUCCGAGUGCAUUUCAACUCCGAGGAGGAGCCCACCUACGACUACGAGCCUGUCCAAACGCCCAGCAGGCCCGGGCGGGAGAAGGGGAGCCCAGGCACCACGCCCCGGGUGGAAGGCGACUGGCACUUGCCGCCCAGCCCGGAGAGCCGGCCGCCCAGCGCCGCCCUCCCGACCGAGGACUUCCCCACCAUCCCCACAGGUUAUGUGCAGGUGACGCGGGGCCUGACGGACCUCGAGAUCGGCAUGUACGCCCUGCUGGGCGUCUUCUGCCUCGCCAUCCUCGUCUUCCUCAUCAACUGCAUCGUCUUCGUCCUCAAGUACCGCCACAAGCGGAUCCCGCCGGAAGGGCAGACCAACAUGGACCACUCUCACCACUGGGUUUUCCUGGGCAAUGGGCAGCCCUUGCGGGCCCAGAACGACCUCUCGCCGCAGCCGGAGAGCUUGGGCAACCCUCUGGAGAACGUCCAGACCUGCUGCCACGCCGACCACCACAGCAGCGGCUCCUCGCAGACCAGCGUGCAGAGCCAAGUGCACGGGCGGGGGGACGGCUCCUCGGGGGGCUCCACCAGGGACCAGAGCGAGGACCCGCUCAACUCGCCCACCUCCAAGCGGAAGCGGGUCAAGUUCACCACCUUCGCCACCAUGCCCUCCGAGGAGCUGGCGUACAACUCCAUCCCCAUCGCUGACGAGGAGGACUUGGAGUGGGUCUGCCAGGACAUGGGUCUGCAGGGACCCGAGGAACUGCACAACUACAUCCACAGGAUCAAGGAGAUUGCAUAGCAGGCUUGGGCCCCACGCUUACCGGAGGCGGAGGGGGCUCCCUUUGGAGAAUCGGAAUGGAUCGGCCGCAUCGCCCUCCGGCGUUCGCCGGGCUCCCCUGCGGCCCUCCUCUAAGUGGACCAGCCCGCCGCUGGCCCUGCUAUGUUCAGAGAGAGAUGGAGGGCAACCCCUUAGGAGGGCGAUGGAUCCUUUUGCUCAGAGGGGGAGCCGGAUGUGCGGAAAGCCGCUUCUGCCGCAACUGUGGAAGUGCCAGGCGACGCGCUGGGAUUGGGUGGGGGAGACUGGGCCAGCUGCGGCCAGCUGGUGCUUCUGCCCAGAGCCAAGUAUUUAAAGGGGGGUGGGGUGGGUGGUGCCGCCAAGCAGGCCGAGAGGAGUGGAGAGCUCAGGAGCCACCAUAUGGAAUUGCCCCACAGAGGGGAUAACUCCUUGCACCUGAUUUCGGUUUGGCCGGGGGAGAGGAGAAGCUUGCUCCUGGCCUCCCCAAAACGACCACUGCUGCCUUUGCUGCCGCCCGUCUCUGAAAGGCAAUCCUCCCCUCGGCUUUUCUUCUUCAUUUUUUUUUUUUUUGCACAAUAAAUGUUGACUGUUUUUUUUAUAUAUAUAUAAAA